Guyanagaster necrorhizus is the source of this 972-nucleotide messenger RNA. RefSeq lists its product as uncharacterized. Gene Ontology annotation, molecular function: metal ion binding. The record is from RefSeq and is a predicted model, not a curated record. NCBI's taxonomy places the organism in Eukaryota, Fungi, Basidiomycota, Agaricomycetes, Agaricales, Physalacriaceae. Bases 87 to 905 code for a protein of 272 amino acids. The transcript is spliced from 3 exons.
GUUUUUGACCCUUGUCUCUUUUUUUCUUUUAGCGAGGAGUCACUCUUCCGGGGUUUGUCUCUUACCAUCACCUCCGUUCACGAAAAAUGUUGUCCAUGGACAGAAUACGAUGCUCAUACUUCUCUCAUGAAGGCAGGGCACUAGGGCCGUGUCCAUACGGAACAUCUUGCAAGUAUGUACACCCAGACCACAACGACUGGAGCAUGGCAAAGUCAUUCUACGAGCCGGACCCUCAACCAUCUCCCCCCAAGCGACCCCGUCUGCCAGCCACAGCGGCGACCUUGAGAGAUACCGAGCUUCUCGCAAAUCCCCACUACAUUGACCUCGACCGUUCUUCACUAUGGCCCACGGACCACAAAGCUUUACCAUACAGACCUCCUGUCCCUUCGAGCGAGGACGCGUAUCUCCAGCAUAUCUCAACUCUCUUCGUGCAGGGUAUCCUUCGGCAGCAGGCGAUCCAUGAGUGCACUGCACGGCGUCGAGAAAUACAACAAGUAUCUGCGGCGUUUCCAAAUCGUAACCAGACCAGUGAUAUUCAAGUUCUAGAGAGAUACAAGGAUCUCGAUUCUCUUGAGAGAAAGCUUGGGGGUCUGAUGACUGAGACGUUAGGCGACCUUGGCGAACUUAUGGAACCGGCAACCCUCCAAAUAAUGGAGGCCUAUGUUGACGAAUUGUGUAAGUGGGUGAAGGACUCGCGAGGUCAGGUUGAAGAUGUGGUCAAAUAUCUCAAAGGAAACAGCGAUAAGAUCCGGAUACGCGAGCGGAAAGUCAAGGACACCAGCCCCCAAGUGAUGAACAAUUUGAAGACAUUUCUGCAGACCCGAAUUGCUAGAGUUGAAGGCCAGAUCAUUUGUAGGACCGCCGAGAUAGUGUGUAGGCUCCUCCUGUUAUCUCGAAACUGCUAAUUGAAUUUAAUGUGUAGGCGAAGCAUGAACCCGCAAAAGUCGAGAGGCAGAGUCAGUGCGAGGAAGC